CGGAUUGAGGGACAGAGUGAGGGACACGGUGAGGGACAGAGUGAGGGACACGGUGAGGGACACGGUGAGGGACACGGUGAGGGACAGAGUGAGGGACAGAGUGAGGGACAGCGGCCUGAGUUGUUUCUUUGGGUUUUUUUUUUUUAACCGAAGAAGUUUUUUCUUUCACUCACCGUGUACUUUAUUCGAGUUCAGAGGAAUAUUUGACCUGUAAAUUCGACUUGCUGAAGGAAUUGGAUCAUUGUGAAGAAGAUUAAUCAGCUCGACGCCGAGGCUGAAAGACAGCGGAAGACAUCUUCCUCUUCCUCACUUCUGGACACUGUAUGAGAUGAAGCCAGGCUCUGCAGCUCGAGGGGACAUGGUGCCUGAGAUUAAAGCUGCUGUGAGUUUUCUGGUCAGACUUCUGAGGAACAGCGGCUUCCUCCCGGACACACAGCUGCAGGUGUUCAGAGACUGUCUUCAACAAGCUCUCUCAGAUCGUUACAGACACCACUGGUUCCCCGACAGGCCUCAGAAAGGUUCAGGUUACCGCUGCAUCCGGAUCAACCACGAGAUGGACCCUCUGAUUGGCGGCGCGGCGAGUCGGGUGGGCCUGAGUGCCGAGCGGCUCUUCUCACUGCUCCCUCGAGAGCUCACCCUGUGGAUCGACCCCUACGAGGUGUCCUACAGAAUCGGAGAGGACGGCUCCAUCUGCGUCCUGUAUGAGGCCGAGCCUCCGGCGUCCGGGCCGACUUCAUCCUCGCUGUCUCUGUUCGACCCUCUGAACUGUAAGAACGGUUUCAUGAUGAGCGGCAGGACCAGUCCUCCUAAACACUACCUCAUGACCGUGUCCAGCUGAGGGGACGGGAGGACACACCACUGUGCAGGGGACCGUUAACCUUUCUGAGACUUUCAUUUCUUGACAUUUUUCCUUCUGUUUACUCUGUAAACCCUUUAUUUUUAUAGUCUAAAGCACUGCCUGAUGUUUCUGCGAUCAGACCUUCCUCCACUUGCACUGUAGGCGUGUGCUGAGACUCCCCCUGUAUCACAGGUCUCAGGACCUGCAAAGGAGCUUCGGUCGUGUCUCAUUUCUUUCUUGACUCUAUUUGCCGCAAAGUGCUGCCUACCUAGGGAACCUCCUCCCGUGUGGAAUGUGAAGCUUGUGAUAGUUUUAUUCAGAUAUAAGUGACACUUCAGGAUUCAGCCUCAAUGGAAGAUGCCCAGAUAUGCUGCCUGUGUAGGGUCCCUCCUCAGGGAGGAUGAUGUGAUGGUGUGAAUGUUUAUCCGCACAUCCCUAACACACUGAAUAUGUGAAACGUGGUGGUGGUAGCAUUACACCAACAAGGCUCAGGUUCAGGGCUCGGGUGCAAGACACUGGUCACUCGCUGCAUCUCUUACUGGUGAUGUCAUUUUUAUAAGCUUCAUCAUCAUGGUUCUGCUGGUGGUUGUUGCUGCACAGAGCAGCUGAUGACCAGAUCCCUGAAGAUUUCUGCUGCCUUAAAAACACUGAACCUUUCUGCCAAACUUUAUCGUGCAAUAUGAAAUGUCCCAAAAGUAUUUCCUGCUCCUCUUCCUCCUAACCCUCAUGAAUGUCAUGAAAUGAAUCGCAGUGGAGAAGUAAACGCGCCCCUCUGGCACUCUGUAGCAUUUUCUCUCUCUGGGCUGCUGAGCAGCUCGGUGUUUACUGGGUUUAGACGGAGAAACUGUAGUUUGUAAGCUAUUUGAAGCACCCUGUGAUUUUAUUGUACACUUUUUUUUUUUUUUUAAGAAAUGGAUUUGUGUAAAAUAGAGAGAACUGUACAGUUUUGUGCGAUUUUUUUUUUUGUAUUACAAUAAAGGUUUAUAAAUGA
Messenger RNA from Hemibagrus wyckioides, 1829 nucleotides. It is a transcript of the gene btg2, whose product is annotated as B-cell translocation gene 2. NCBI's taxonomy places the organism in Eukaryota, Metazoa, Chordata, Actinopteri, Siluriformes, Bagridae. The record is from RefSeq and is a predicted model, not a curated record. The coding region runs from base 329 to 838 and encodes 169 amino acids. The transcript is spliced from 2 exons. Gene Ontology annotation, cellular component: cytoplasm; nucleus. Gene Ontology annotation, biological process: negative regulation of mitotic cell cycle; negative regulation of cell population proliferation.